Molecule: messenger RNA, 2082 nt
Organism: Acaulospora morrowiae
Lineage: Eukaryota; Fungi; Glomeromycota; Glomeromycetes; Diversisporales; Acaulosporaceae
Source: the annotation of a GenBank genome assembly
AUGAGUAAAUUAGAACUUGAGGAACACCGAAUUUCGAUUCCGGAAGAAAAAAUUUUAGACUUUACGGAAUGCCGAAAUUCGAGUGAUGACGAAAAAAUUCUAUCACACUUCAGAAAAGACGAAAUUUCGAUUCGUGAAGAAAAAAUCAUAGACCCUGUAGAAUUACAUUUUGGAGAUGGCAAUAAUUCACACAAUUUUGAGGUUUUUUGCUCACCCAAGAUGGAAUAUAUUGCAACCGUGAAUUAUAAGGAUCGUUCAGUUUACACGUGGAAAUUUACAAAGAGUGAAAAUGGAGAGUGUGGAUUAAAAUUGGAUCACUUCUUUGACCUUAAAAAAAUAAAUUUAAUGGCACCAAUAAGUGUCUCGGAUUUCGAAAAUAUUCUUAUAGGAAAUUCUUUAACACUCGAAAUUACAGAUUAUGAACACCGACGAAUAAAAAUAUUGAAUACUCAAGAGGAUUUAAAAGGAAGAAUUGAUUACUCUGGAUUUCUUGAAAACGGAGAUUUAAUAGUUAUUGAAGGGGAUCCUGUUUAUCAGGUCCAUAUCUUUUCUAAGAAAGAUCAGUGGCGCUGCACGGAUAUUAUUAAACUCGUAGAAUAUAGACGUUUAGUUAUUUCUCGGGAAAGAGUGCUUAUUCUCUUAUAUGUACCUUUUAUAAUCAUGCAAUGGAAUUUGGCAACACGAAAGUUUGAAGCACAAUACGAAUUAGAUUGGAGUUUGGCCAAGUUUCGGGAAUCAAUUUUGAUGGAACUAAACAAUGAUUGUACAUUAUUGGCUGUGGCUGGACGUUUAUAUCAGGCAUGGAAAGGAAACUCCAAAGUUUAUUUUUAUUGUACCAAAACCGGUACUAUGAUAGCAGAUCAAAUGUUUGUUGAACCUUUCAUCAAUGAGCCUGAUGCGUACAAUAGUUACAUGGGUUUUAUUACUUUGAAGAAAAGGGAAAUUUUUCUUGCCUGUUUUGAAGAUGACACAUCCUAUGUCAUUAAUCCACGCACUUUCUUGAAAUCAAAAAAUCCUGGAAAGUUCGAUUUUAUGACUAAACAUUAUUUUGCUAUUUCGGGUUAUAUUGUACGAUUUAAUAACGGCUUACAAAUUGAAAGUUUAUCACCAAACAUAGAAUUGAAAGAUGAAACUGGGAAAGAUGAUAAAAUUGAUUUGCGUUCUUACAGAGAAGAAGUAAAAGAAAAAAUAGAAAAUAUGUUGGAAAAAUAUAAGCUAAACCAAGACAUGGUUCAAGUUCUCGAAAAAUAUUAUAUAGGCCAGUUAUACACCUGGAUUGUUCAUUACGUGAAAAGUGGCAAUGCAUUAAUAGUUAGAUUAACGGCUGUGCACUCUAAAUCGGAAAUUAGUGUCGGAAGAUCAGUAGAAGUUCUAGUGUAUACAAUUAUAAUGGAGAAAGAUUUAACCGAGAGUUCGGAAGUGGAGGAAGUUGUAGAUCCGGAAUUAGUAGGUCUAGUAGGUCCGGGAGUGUGUGGUCCUAAUAUGUUGUUAUCUUUACCUAAUCAAGAUAUUUCGCAUGAAACUUUGUUACGUGAUUAUAUUUACGACACCUCAUUUCCAUUCAAAAGAAAGUUGAUCGAUAUAUUAAUUCAAACGAAAAGAGUGGACGAUAGUUUAAAAUGCAUUAAUGCGAUUAUUAGUGCGGGUUUGAAAGAUCCAUCAGAACUGGGAUUAAUAAGAGAACAUUUGCUUCAAAAUUUAAUUGAAAUCAAAAACGGUCAUCAUAUUAGGAAAAACUUUGAAUUAAUUAUUAAACAUGGCUUAGCUCUAUAUUACAAAAUAACCGUCGAAGAAAUUACAAAAUUUGUUAAGAAAAUGGAAGAUGAGGUGCAUGACGAAAUAUCACGACCAUAUUUAUCUCCUGCCAUUAAAGAAAUUAUCGGAUAUGAAAAAAAGGUUGACGAAAAGAUGAAUGAGUUACAUAAAAAAUUUGAAACGAUUGAUAAAUUUGAUAAAAAAUUUGAAAAGAUUGACGAAAAAUUUGAAAAGAUUGAUGAGUUCGAUAAAAAGUUUGAAAAGAUUGAUGAGUUGGACAAAAAGAUGAAUGAAAUAAUCGAAUUAAUUAGACAAAAAGGUCAAUGA